Messenger RNA from Charadrius vociferus (killdeer), 885 nucleotides. It is a transcript of the gene GPX7, whose product is annotated as glutathione peroxidase 7. The transcript has 3 exons. The coding region runs from base 1 to 633 and encodes 210 amino acids. Lineage: Eukaryota; Metazoa; Chordata; Aves; Charadriiformes; Charadriidae. Gene Ontology annotation, biological process: response to oxidative stress. Gene Ontology annotation, molecular function: glutathione peroxidase activity. The record is from RefSeq and is a predicted model, not a curated record.
AUGCUGGAUCCUGAGGGCAGUGUGGAGCAUCAGCCUUCCUCUUCCUUCCCCAAAGUUCUCCUCAUCCCUCUAGCCAUGCUCCUUGCAAUUGCAGCGCUCCUGCUCUUAGCCUUUUCCGCUACGCAGCAGAAAGAGCCUGAUUUUUACACUUUCAAAGUUGUAAACAUCAGGGGCAAACUAGUCUCUCUGGAGAAGUACAGGGGCUCGGUGUCGCUAGUUGUCAACGUUGCAAGUGAGUGUGGGUAUACAGAUAGCCACUACAAGGCCUUACAACAGUUACAGAGAGACCUCGGCCCAUAUCAUUUCAAUGUGCUGGCAUUCCCGUGCAAUCAGUUUGGGCAGCAAGAACCAGACACUAACAAAGACAUUGAGAGUUUUGCGCGGAAGACUUAUGGUGCCUCCUUUCCUAUGUUCAGCAAAAUUGCAGUCAGCGGAGCCGGUGCAAUUCCUGCCUUCAAGUACUUAAUUGAUUCUACAGGAGAAGAACCAACCUGGAACUUCUGGAAAUACCUGGUGGACCCCAAUGGGAAAGUAGUAAAGGCCUGGGACUCUACUGUCUCCGUUGAAGAAAUAAGACCUUAUGUUACAGAACUUGUACGGAAAAUCAUCCUGAAGAAGAAAGAUGAAUUAUGACUUUCAAAAAUCCCAGCAUUCUGAUUACAUCUUUAUUGAGAAUUAGGGCUGAACUUUGUCUUUUCACAUUCCAAAACAGAGUAUAUCAGGAAGGGAAAUCAUGACCAGCAGAACCUAAAUUCAUCAUCCUAAGAAUGUAGAAAACAGCAAGUUAGCGUGGUAAAAGUAAUUUAAACUUUUUCUCCAACUGAAUUCAAUUUGACCUUUCUGGGAAAGAAGAAGUCAUCAGCAAUUGUUUCUUUCCCAAUUCAA